GAAAUAUACCGUCUCAUAAACCCGCUUAAAACACGAAACCUCCUAAGUCCAAAACUUAUCCUAGUUGGCCCCACGCGGGUGAAAGUGGGCCGGGUUGUAGAUCGAGAGGUUAUGUGUUCGACCCUGUGAGCGGAUACCAUUAUUACGAUCUCAUCAAUCAAUCAAGUUCCAAGUGUAACUAACAGUGAUGAAAAAGAUGGAUUUGGUGUCUGGUUACAAGGGAAUGGUUGGCCUUGUAUUUGGAAACGAGAAUAAUUCAACUUCAAAUGAAGAUAGUUAUGUUGAACGCCUGCUUGAUUGUAUAAGUAACGGUAAGCUGCCUGAAGAUAGAAGAAAUGCUAUGGCUGAGCUCCAGUCCGUUGUUGCAGAAAGUCAUGCUGCUCAGCUGGCUUUUGGAGAAAUGGGUUUUCCUGUACUAUUGGGCGUUCUAAGGGAACGUGACGACGAUGUUGAAAUGGUUCGAGGGGCUCUAGAGACUCUUGUGAGUGCGUUAACACCAAUUGCUCAUCCAAAAUUGCAUGCAAAUGAGGUUCAACCAGCUCUGAUGAACGCUGAUCUUCUAUCAAGAGAAGGGCAAAGCAUUUCUCUUCUUUUAGGUCUGCUGUUGAAUAUUCUUACAGGAAGAGGACGACUUCUACAUAAGAUAUUACACGCUUCAACUUUUAACUGCCCUUUUAACGAACUCUCCAAAUAGGUUACAGGAAGCCAUUCUUGCCAUCCCGCGUGGCAUAACGCGGCUUAUGGAUAUGCUGAUGGAUCGGGAGGUUAUAAGGAAUGAAGCCUUGUUACUUCUAACCUACUUGACCCGUGAAGCAGAGGAAAUCCAAAAAAUCUUGGUUUUCGAGGGUGCGUUUGAGAAGAUUUUCAGUAUCAUUAAAGAGGAAGGAGGUUCAGAAGGUGGCGUUGUUGUGCAGGACUGUCUUGAAUUGUUAAAUAAUCUCCUCCGUAAUAAUUCAUCCAACCAGGUGUUAUUGAGAGAGACUAUAGGCUUUGACUCGUUGAUAUCGAUUUUGAAGCUUCGAGGAACAACAUACAGCUUUACUCAACAAAAGACAAUUAAUCUACUAAGCGUCUUGGAAACAAUUCGUUUGCUUCUGAAUGGAGAUAGCAACACUAAUAUAUUGACAAACAAAACAAUUCUUGUUCAGAGAAAAGUUUUGGACUAUCUACUAAUGCUAGGAGUUGAAAGUCAAUGGGCCCCUGUUUCCGUACGUUGUUUGGUCUUUCAUUGCAUAGGUGAUUUGAUUUCUGGGCAUCGUCAAAGUCUUGACGCACUUGCGAGUAAAUCUCUCGGUGACGGGUCAGAGGUUGAGCCUGCGCUUAAUUCAAUAUUAAGAAUUAUUCUAAGGACUUCAAGCAUGCAAGAGUUUAUUGCAGCUGACUAUGUUUUUAAAAGCUUUUGUGAGCAUAAUAGUGACGGUCAAAAGAUGUUAGCGUCUACUUUAAUCCCUCAUCCUAUGUCAAUUACCAAUGCUCGUUUCGAGGAAGACGUGAACAUGUCGUUUGGAAGCAUGCUAUUGCAUGGGCUUGCCAUGAGCGAACAUGACGGCGACCUUGAGAUUAGUAGCAGGGCUGCUAGUAUUCUUUCUCAUGUAAUGAAGGAUAAUAUUCAGUGCAAAGAAAAGGUUUUACAAAUCAAACUUGAGUCAUCAAUGCCAUCAUUAGAAUCCGCAGAACCGUUAUUACACCGUAUGGUAAAAUACUUGGCUCUUGCGUCUUCCAGAAAAGGUAAAGAAGAAAAAUCAACUACUCCAAGAAGCUCGUAUUUUCAACCGAUAAUCUUGAAACUGCUCGUCACAUGGCUCUAUGAUUGCCCAAAAGCAGUACAAUCUUUCCUCGAUUCACGCCCUCAUUUAACCUAUUUAAUUGAGUUGGUAUCAGACAAUGAGUCAACCGUGUGUGCAAGGGGUUUAGCAGCGGUUGUGUUAGGGGAAUGCGUUAUUUAUAAUAAAAUCGUUGAGUCGGGAAAAGAUGCUUUUGCAAUAGUCGAUACCAUAAGUCAAAAAGUCGGGCUUACGUCUUAUUUUUUGAGGCUUGAUGAGAUGCAAAAAAGCUUUUUGUUUUCAUCUGAAAAGUCAACGCAGCCUCAACCACGUAAACCGUUGACCAGAUCAAAUGCUAAUAGUAUGGCGGAGAUGGAAGAUAUUGAUGAUAAUGAAUUAACUGAUAAUCGUAACGAUGACCAUCCAAUGCUUGCUUCGAUGUUUGACUCCCAAUUUGUCAACUUUAUAAAGAGUCUGGAAGGUGGUAUUAGAGAUAGUAUUGUGCAAAUAUAUAGUCAUCCGAAGAGCAAUGUCUCGGUUGUGCCUGCAGAAUUGGAACAGAAAAAAGAUGAAAAUGAUCGCGAUUAUAUUAAGCGACUCAAAUUAUUUGUUGAGAAGCAGUGCUCUGAGAUACAGGACCUUCUUAAUAGAAACGCAACAUUAGCCGAGGACCUAGCGAAUACAGGUGGGGGUGGUUCAGCCGAAACUAAACCUAGAUCGAACAAUGGGUCAGAGAGGGUGCAAAUAGAGACACUAAGAAGAGAUCUUCAAGAAGUCUCUCAACGGUUAGAAAUGUUUAAAACCGAGAAUUCAAAUAUUCAAAACGAGGCGUUAUCUUACAAAAACUUGGCUGAAAAAAUGGAAACGGAUCUGAAAAGUCUCUCGGAUGCGUACAAUAGCCUAGAACAAGCGAAUUAUAGUUUAGAAAUGGAAGUAAGAGCGUUGAAGAGUGGUGGGGCCACCUUGGGUCCGGAUAUUGAGAAAAUAAAAGCGGAAGCAAGAGAGGAAGCACAGAAAGAGAGUGAAGGAGAGCUCGGUGAUUUGCUUGUUUGUCUUGGUCAAGAACAGAGUAAAGUAGAGAAGCUGAGUGCACGAUUAGUGGAGUUGGGUGAAGAUGUUGAUGUUUUGCUUGAAGGUAUCGGAGAAGAUGAAACGGGAUUACUGGAUGACGACGAUGAUGAAGACUGAUUGUUUCGUUAUUUUAAUUGAAUUGUCAUUUUUUUGUAACUUUGAAUAUACAGCGUUCGGAUUACUUUUUGUACAUUCUUUUAUGUGAACGUGUAUAGAUUGUCGUUAUGUAGACGCUUGAAAGAUUUUGCCAUCUUGUUUUACUGAAAAAACUGGGCUGAACUUUGCAAACGA
Helianthus annuus (common sunflower) is the source of this 3125-nucleotide messenger RNA. RefSeq names its product golgin candidate 6. The record is from RefSeq and is a predicted model, not a curated record. The transcript has 20 exons. NCBI's taxonomy places the organism in Eukaryota, Viridiplantae, Streptophyta, Magnoliopsida, Asterales, Asteraceae. Gene Ontology annotation, biological process: intracellular protein transport; endoplasmic reticulum to Golgi vesicle-mediated transport; transcytosis. Bases 741 to 2951 code for a protein of 736 amino acids. Gene Ontology annotation, cellular component: Golgi stack; Golgi membrane; endoplasmic reticulum.